Messenger RNA from Numida meleagris (helmeted guineafowl), 1256 nucleotides. It is a transcript of the gene RAB25, whose product is annotated as RAB25, member RAS oncogene family. Gene Ontology annotation, molecular function: GTPase activity; GTP binding. Bases 476 to 1231 code for a protein of 251 amino acids. The record is from RefSeq and is a predicted model, not a curated record. The transcript is spliced from 4 exons. Gene Ontology annotation, cellular component: recycling endosome. NCBI's taxonomy places the organism in Eukaryota, Metazoa, Chordata, Aves, Galliformes, Numididae. Gene Ontology annotation, biological process: exocytosis.
UGCCGCUGGGGGCUGCUUCCCCCCCGCCUCCCCAUCUCUCCUGUGAUAGCAGCAGAUGUGAGGAAGGCCGUUGGUGCCCGGCCAGCUCCACGCUGAGCUUGGGGCCCCGCUGCCCCAGCCUGCCCCGCGCCGUGCGGCCUUGGCAGCCGGGAUCGGGCCCGGCUCCUCCUCCGGCCGCCCCGUGACGGUCCCAGGGGUGACAUUACCUGCCCAACCUGCGCCGCCGCCGCCGCUCCCACCCCUGGAGUCAGCCGGCCUGGGCCUCGCUGCUCCGCCGGCACCGCCCGCCCGCGUCGCCUUCGCUCCCCGAGCCCGCUCGUUCCUGGGACCCCGCUCCCGCAGCACCACCGAGGAGACUUUGCCCCCCGCAUCGCCUCACCGCAGCCCGCCCCGCUCCGUGCUCUGUGGAGGGAAGGAGGAAACCUCGGGCAGAGGGCAGGAGGAAACCGGGUGGUGCGGGCGGCAGCUGGGAGACAUGGGCAGCGCCGAGGAGGACUACAACUUCGUCUUCAAGGUGGUUCUGAUUGGGGAGUCCGGGGUGGGCAAAACCAACCUGCUGUCCCGCUUCACCCGCAACGAGUUCAACCACGACAGCCGCACCACCAUCGGCGUGGAGUUCUCCACCCGCACCGUCCUGGUGGGAGACGCCGCCGUGAAGGCGCAGAUCUGGGACACGGCCGGGCUGGAGCGGUACCGCGCCAUCACCUCCGCGUACUACCGUGGGGCUGUGGGCGCUCUGGUCGUCUUCGACAUCACCAAGCACCAGACGUACGACGUGGUGGAGCGCUGGCUGAAGGAGCUGUACGACCACGCCGAGGCCAGCAUCGUGGUCAUGCUGGUGGGCAACAAGAGCGACCUGGCACAGGCGCGGGAGGUGCCCAUGGAGGAGGCAAAAAUGUUCGCAGAGAACAACGGGCUGCUCUUCAUUGAGACGUCGGCGCUGGACUCCACCAACGUCGAGCAGGCGUUCGAGACCGUCCUGAAGGGUGGGUGCCGGCGCUGGGGAUGUGGGGCCGGGAUGGGCGGGGGAUGCUCCGCGUCUCUCCCCCGCCCUGCCCCACCUGAGCUCCCUGCCUGGUUUCGGUGCUGUCUUUCUGGCUGGUUGGGUUUCCGGAGCUUUGUGCUGGGCGUUCCGCUCUGGUUUCGUUGCCGGGGCCCCGGGCGGCCCCGUGGGGCCUCGUCCCCCUGUAAUCCACGGUCCCGGUCCGGAUGCACCGCGGAGAGCUCCUGACUCAGUGUGUGCAGCACGCUGCGGA